AUGGACGACGAUGACUCGCACAAUCUUCAGCCAUGGGUGACGGCUACGACAAUUUCCGUCACGGUGCUGGCAUUCGUGGCUGUUUGUCUUCGCAUUCUGGCACGCUUAGAACGCAAACAGAAAUUAUGGUGGGACGAUUGGAUGAUUCUGUGGUCGAUGGCCUGGAAUCUCGUGGUCGUCGGCUUCAUAUUUACAAUGGUCCAUGAGGGCAUGGGUCUUCAUGCCAAUACGCUACCCCCGAACAACGUUGUCAUGAUCGCGAAAUAUCUCGUAGUUGCCGAGAUCUUGUAUGUGUUCAACCUGGUGUGGACCAAGCUCAGCAUUCUCUUGAUGUACUAUCGGAUCUUUCACUUUCCUUACUUCAAACUCUGGGCGUACAUCAUCGGCACGUUCGUCAUCUGCUGGGUCAUCUGCAUCACGUUCCUGUUCGUCUUUAUCUGUGUGCCCGUUGAGAAGCUCUGGUACCCGUAUCUCGAGGGCCGAUGCAUCAGUCAGGUCGGCACCUGGAUCGCCAACGCAGUGUCGACCAUUGUCACGGAUCUGAUCAUCCUGUUUCUGCCGCUCCCCCAAGUAUGGAGCCUACAGCUGCGACGGUCAGAGAAAUUGGCCGUCACGCUUGCCUUCGGGCUGGGAUUCUUCGUCGUCUUCGCCUCGGCCUACCGGUUCUCGGUCCUCUUCUCCUAUACCAUGGCGGAUUCGUCAUACACCCUCGCCCCAACCGUCGCCUGGACCGCCAUCGAAAUGUCGGCCGGCAUCAUUUCUGCGUGUCUCCCGACGCUAAGACCGGCGCUCCAGGCGGCUGCUCGUCUCCUCCAUAUCCAAGGCACCAUGCCAGCUCUUCUCCGCAGUCGCUCCGUGCCAUUCUCCAAGGGCAGUCAGUCCGAUCCCAUCAACGUGCCCCCAUCCAUGGACAAAAAUCCUCCGGGCAGUGCAGCGGACCAUCACGGCACACGUGCAAACCGACAUUCUUUCUAUCAUCUCCCGGAUGACUCGGACUCGGGACAAGAGGCGUGCCCGCAGAGACAGCUAGACGCAGCACUACGACCGGACUAUGACCAUGUGCAUAUGGUAACGAACGUGUUGAGCCCCAGCACCAAGGUAGUCCGGAGGGGAGACACGGACAGUCUGAGUGGCGAUGAGAUUCCAUUGCAUGGGAUCCGUGUCCAAAAGGAUUUCACACAGUCGAACAAUUGA
Aspergillus steynii IBT 23096 is the source of this 1194-nucleotide messenger RNA. RefSeq lists its product as uncharacterized. NCBI's taxonomy places the organism in Eukaryota, Fungi, Ascomycota, Eurotiomycetes, Eurotiales, Aspergillaceae. The record is from RefSeq and is a predicted model, not a curated record. The transcript is spliced from 3 exons. The coding region runs from base 1 to 1194 and encodes 397 amino acids.